UCCUCUAGUUCCCUGCAGCCUCUGGUAUAAAGUAAUCAAAUAGUAAAGUCCAGAGAUUACAAUUACUCAUCUCUUCAUCACCUGUUGUGUAAUUCCAACCAUGAGACUCAUCUUUCAAGCAUGUACAAUGCUCUUCACACUGGGCAACCUGGUGGCUUCUCAGUCACAAUCUCCUGGUUGGAAAAAUGCGAUCAGCACCACAAUAAUCAACUUCAAUAAUGAGAAGAUGCAGAUCACAUGGGCAGCAAGAGAACUAUUUCCUGGAGAGAAUGUGUCAUUUUCUUACACAUUUGAUGAAAGCAAGUACAAAGUUUGGAAACCAUGUCCCACAUAUUUAUUGGAUCAAGAUUAUAAUUCUGGAUGUCUUUUUAAGACAGAAGGACCCACCCUUGCCAUCUCUAUCAGGAAUAACAAUGGAAGUGAAGAGCUUUUUUCUAAAAGACUAAAAUCUGAGUUUUAUAUAAAGCCCAAUCGACCAGAAAAUGUGACCUUCUUCUGGAAUGAUGACACCGUUACUGUAAGCUGUAAUAAACCAGCGAGAGCUGUGAAGUGCUUGAGACUUGAGCUUCAAUACAAAAGCAAGUUUGACAAACAGUGGCAAUCCAGAACUUCUAAGUGUUGCACUGUUGAAGAGCAAGGCUUUGAUUCAAGAAAAUGCUAUUCUUUCCGGGUCAGACUGAAGAGGCUAGUACCCUACUGCAACGUAGUUAAUUACAGCAGUGACUGGGAAGCAGAAACAUUUUGGAUGAAUGGCACCUUGCUAGGUUCAUGUACUGAUGAUAUGAAACCUCAGUCAAACACAGUAAUUGUGUUAAGUUGCAUGCUGGCAGUACUUCUGGUGAUGCUUAUCCUCUUGAUUCUUCUGUGUAAAUGGCAGAGGCUUCAGAAGUCAGUCAUGCCUUCUGUACCAGACCCAAAACACAUAUUUGAUGAUCUCUUCAGUGACCAUAAUGGAAACUUCCAGGAAUGGAUAGACAAAACCAAUCAUGCAGUGGUGCAAACCAAGCUAGAAUAUGAAGAGCCAGAGUGCAUCACUGAGGCAGAAAGCCCACAAGAAGAUGAGAAGAAGAGUAACAAACACGAGCCUCUAGAAAAAACCUUCACUUUUUCGGGAGCACCUGAAAGUAAUGACCCCAAAGAAGCUCAGAUUGCCUGUCUGAUGCCGAAGUCCAACACUAUAGCAUCUUUUGCUGGCUUCCAAAUUUUAAUGAAUGAUGACAUGUAUGUGAUGUUAUAAAAUCCACAUAAUACAGAAAUUAUUAGGAAAUUACAUGAAAGAUCCUGAUAAGCUUAGGAGUGUGGCUAAAUACAAAAAGUUUUCAUGAGUAAAUUUGCAUCAAGAAAGGCUGUACUAUCUGGUUUCAGAUCUGCACUUUCCAGCACUUAAGAUUAUUUGGGUAGGGUUAGUGUUUGAAACAAGCUCCUAAUAAUUUACAGAGUUAAGAUUUAUUGUUCUAAUUGGGGUUUCUUAGACUAAACAGAGCCACAUUUUCCUGCGAUGGACAGGAGAGAACAAGAGCUCCUCUGUAAUAUGGUUCACAGAGCCAAGACUCAGUCCUUGUACUUAUGAAGUAUGUAGAGCAAUGCAAACUGAACUGUUAUUCUUUCCCAAUGAAAGAGAAAUAAAGGGAUUUUUCUGCUAAUGGUCUUUGUCUCAUGAAGACCGGACCAUAAUCUGCUCAUUUGCACAGUGAUAGGAUGCAGUAAUUGAUAGGAUUGCAGUGAUAGGAUACUCUUUAGACUAGAAGUGCUUGCUUUUGUAAGUUGCUUCUCCCACUGUGAUCCCUGUGCUGCACUGCAGGCAUCAGAGGUUUUAUAAAGAGAAAGAAUAAGCCCCAUGUCUAAGAACAGAAGGCUGAGGAUGUACAGCACCUAAUCACAUUUUAUCCUGCAAGUAGGCAGCUUCUUCCACAACAGCAGGGCUUCAUAAGCCUCCUCUGAGAUCAGGACCUCAGCAUCUUACAGUCUUUGUAUGAUUAAGCAACUUCUUCUAGAAGGCUAAAUUUAAUUUUGAUGAAUAUUUAUGUUUAAUUGAGUUGCAUUUAUUUAAAAUUGGGUUUUAGCGCAAUCAGAAGAUGUAGACCCAAAUUAGCACUUAACAUUUGUAUUCCACAUACUGGACUUUUGUUCUCAAAAUAUGUUUUUAAGUUUUCUAAAAAUACUAUCUUUUAAAAAUGCUUAUUUUUAAAUUUUAAAUUAAACAUACUAAUCGAUUACAUUUUAGAAAAAAAUCUUGACUAGUCUGAGUUUCCCUCUAUCCUUUAGGUUACAUGAUAGUUCAAUGCAAAUUUUGUAAAAAAGUUGAAGUGCUAAAAAAUUGAUGAUAUGGGUAAGGUCUUGUAGAUAUGCUGCGAUUAUGUGUUAAAUCAGCUCCAAUUAGUUACCUGUCAUUUACCUAUUUGUUAAUCAUUAAAUUACUUUAUCAGUUGAUUAAGCUUUUCCAAUU
Molecule: messenger RNA, 2446 nt
Organism: Neopsephotus bourkii (Bourke's parrot)
Lineage: Eukaryota; Metazoa; Chordata; Aves; Psittaciformes; Psittacidae
Gene: CRLF2
Product: cytokine receptor like factor 2
Exons: 8
Coding region: 101-1237 (378 amino acids)
Biological process (GO): cytokine-mediated signaling pathway
Cellular component (GO): external side of plasma membrane
Molecular function (GO): protein binding; cytokine receptor activity
Source: RefSeq, a predicted model, not a curated record